Apodemus sylvaticus (European woodmouse) is the source of this 1260-nucleotide messenger RNA. RefSeq names its product developing brain homeobox 2 (gene Dbx2). NCBI's taxonomy places the organism in Eukaryota, Metazoa, Chordata, Mammalia, Rodentia, Muridae. Gene Ontology annotation, biological process: regulation of transcription by RNA polymerase II. Gene Ontology annotation, molecular function: DNA-binding transcription factor activity, RNA polymerase II-specific; DNA binding. The transcript is spliced from 4 exons. The record is from RefSeq and is a predicted model, not a curated record. Bases 1 to 1110 code for a protein of 369 amino acids.
AUGGAUGGGCUGGACACACCUUCCAUCCCGGUCGUGAAAACUGCAGACUGUUCCCGGACGCUACCAGAGGCGCCGCUAAGGGACGCACCCCACAGCCCCGAUCCUGCCCGCGCCCUGUCCCUGUCCCCGGGCACUCGCUCCCUACGGCUCCCCGGGCAGCAGGCGCGCACCAUGCUGCCCAGUGCUGUGGCCGCCCAGGCCGGAGCCUACUGGGAUGUAGUGGCGUCCUCAGCACUCCUCGGCCUCCCUGCUCCAGGCUUUGGCAGUCUCGGCAAGAGUUUCCUGAUCGAGAACUUGCUGCGCGCAGGGGCCGGGCCCACGCACGCACCCCCGCCCCCGCGCCCAGCGCCGGGUCCUGAGUGUCCGCAGCCGCGGCCGCUGCCUGCCAGCCCAGUGCCGCUCAAGCUGUGCCCCGCCGGACCCUUUGGUGCUCGCUGGGCCUUCCAGAUGCCCCCUGGUCGGGUUCCGGGGGAGCGGGACAGUGCCUUCCAGCCCUCCACCCCAGUGCCUUCCAAACCCUUUCUUCUGAGCGCCGCGCCUUUCUACUCUGCGUGCUGCGGUGGGUCCUGCAGGCGCCCAGCCUCCCCCACAGCUUUUUCAAGAGAAGAUCACGGGCUGCCUCUGCUGACACAGGAUUCCAAAGCUCGAAGGGGGAUUUUAAGAAGAGCUGUGUUCUCAGAGGACCAGAGGAAGGCUCUGGAGAAAAUGUUUCAGAAGCAGAAAUACAUCAGCAAAACAGACCGAAGGAAACUUGCUGUCAGCCUGGGACUGAAGGAGUCACAGGUGAAGAUUUGGUUCCAGAACAGAAGGAUGAAAUGGCGGAAUUCCAAAGAAAAGGAAGUGCUCUCCAAUAGGUGUCUCCAAGAAGUGAGCCUUCAGGAAGACAGGCUGGCGCGGCCUGCCAUAGGCUGCCCUCCCCAAUGCCCUUCAGUGUGGGAAGCCUCUCAGCCACACUCAAGUCCGAGAUGGAGGGAGGAAUCUCCAGAAUCUGCGGAAAGACUGACCCAGGAGAAUUCAGGGGUACCAGAAGCAAAUUCACUCCGAGGUGCCUUGUGUCUGUGUCCUGAGAAGGGACCUAGAGACAAGGAUGGACUCCACAGCGCCAUGUGACAGGAACAUGCUGCGUGUUCAUCUAAAAGGACCCUUAGCCAGUAACAUUUGGAUUAAAGCCAGUUAGAUUGUGCCUCAACACUGCCUUAAACUAAUACCUUGGCAUGGUGCCUGAGCUGUUGCCUCAGGAGAGCCACCCACUGUUUCCUA